AAUGCACAGCUAAUGGUGGUUACUGUGUUGAAAAACAGAGUUUAAUAUCUGAGGCUUUGCUCUACCAAGUAGCGUUAUCAUGCUCUUCAUCUGUUGUAGUUUCUACGGAAAUAAAUAGGAAGCAUUACCUACAGGGUAAUCUAUGUGUAUAUACAUAAUUUCUCCAUGACCGUGCUGUUGCCUAAGAGGUCCCGGCUCCCGGCCGUGGCCUUGUCAGUGUGCUGCUCCUUCAUGACAUGCUCCAUUGCCUGGUGCAGGCAGGGGCAGCUGCAGUUCUUCUAUAUCAGCGAGUGGCACGACGCCCGCGCCCCGCACUGUCCGUGCUGCACAUGGCAGCGCCGUCCCAGCUCAGCGUGCGCACAGGGCUGAGGUGGGGUCCGAGAGCCGUGCGGAGCCUCGGGCAGCCUCUGGCGGCGUGACCGUGCACCGCUCGCAAACGGACUUGAGCCAAAUUUCUGAUGUGGUUUAAAUAACCGGAUUCUUAUUAAAGACAAAGUUACCAGAGCCUAAUUUAUAUGUCGCCCAACUGCUCUCGUGUUCAACAGGCUCCGCACCGCCGUAACCGCGCCGUUCCCGUGCGGCCCCCCCCCAGCCCCGUGCCGGUGUCCAGGCAACGGCGGCGGCGUCACUUCCUGCGGUACCGCCCCUCCCGCCGCGGCCCUCGGGCCGGCUCCGUUCCGAGCUCUGGCUGUUGCGGCGGUCGCGACACGUGGCGCGGCGGGGCGGCCCCGCUGGCGCCGGUCCGGCGGGCAGCAUGGCCGCGGCGGCCGAAGCGGCGGGAGGCGGAGGCAGCAGCCGGCACGAGAAGAGCCUGGGGCUGCUCACCACCAAGUUCGUGUCGCUGCUGCAGGAGGCCAAGGACGGCGUGCUGGACCUCAAAGUGGCUGCUGAUGCCCUUGCCGUAAGGCAGAAGAGAAGGAUCUAUGAUAUCACCAACGUUUUAGAAGGGAUUGAUCUCAUUGAGAAGAAGUCAAAAAACAGCAUUCAGUGGAAAGGAGUAGGUGCUGGCUGCAAUACAAAAGAAGUUGUGGACAGGCUGCGGUAUCUUGAAGCUGAAAUUGAAGAUCUAGAGCUAAAAGAAAAAGAAUUGGAUCAGCAGAAACUGUGGCUACAGCAAAGCAUCAAGAAUGUUAUGGAUGAUUCUACAAACCACCAAUUUUCAUAUGUCACCCAUGAAGAUAUCUGUAACUGUUUCAAUGGAGACACACUUCUAGCAAUUCAAGCACCUUGUGGUACACAGUUAGAAGUACCUAUACCCGAAAUGGGCCAGAAUGGACAGAAGAAAUACCAGAUCAAUCUUAAAAGUAGUUCAGGACCUAUCCAUGUACUGCUUAUAAACAGAGAAUCAAAUUCCUCCAAGCCCAUGGUGUUUCCAGUUCCUCCACCUGAUGACCUUGCACAGACCCCAUCUCAGCCUGCAGCUCCAGUGACUCCCCUUAAACCUACUCCAGCUACUGAAAAUCCACCAGAAUGUGGCCUUAACCAGGAACAACAAUUGCCAGAAACAACAGUGGACACACGGUCAGAAAGCAAUUUGCGGCAGAACAGUACAACUCCAGCAACUCCUUAUUCUAGCCUUCCAGACUCAGUGUUGUACCCCAGCCUUUCGGGAGAUGUCGCCCAAGCUACAGCGAGCUCCAACGACUAUCAGGCUUUGCUCCCUUUGGACGUUAACUGUAUCCUCAAGCCAAACUCAUUUGACAUAGGAAAGAUGGAGGAGCCCACAGGAAAUAUUGGUGGGGAUAUUAUUGACGAACUUAUGUCCUCUGAUGUUUUUCCUCUCUUACGACUCUCUCCUACUCCCGGAGAUGACUACAACUUUAACCUGGAUGAUAAUGAAGGAGUCUGUGAUCUCUUUGAUGUGCAGAUACUAAAUUAUUAGAUAUUGUGUCAACCAGACUACUUAUCUACCUCUAACGAUAACAUUCUAGACUUCUUCAUAACCUAAGUAUUUGAAUAAUGAAUGUAUAACUUCUUAGUUCACUGACUCUGGGAGUAUAUUUCCUUUUGCUUCCUUUAACUACUUCACAAAACGAAUUUAACCACCAGAAAAAAAGGGCUUUUAUCAGAA
Phasianus colchicus (ring-necked pheasant) is the source of this 2071-nucleotide messenger RNA. RefSeq names its product E2F transcription factor 5 (gene E2F5). Lineage: Eukaryota; Metazoa; Chordata; Aves; Galliformes; Phasianidae. Gene Ontology annotation, cellular component: RNA polymerase II transcription regulator complex. The record is from RefSeq and is a predicted model, not a curated record. Gene Ontology annotation, biological process: regulation of transcription by RNA polymerase II. Gene Ontology annotation, molecular function: DNA-binding transcription factor activity, RNA polymerase II-specific; protein dimerization activity; RNA polymerase II cis-regulatory region sequence-specific DNA binding.